Scophthalmus maximus (turbot) is the source of this 1942-nucleotide messenger RNA. It is a transcript of the gene naa50, whose product is annotated as N-alpha-acetyltransferase 50, NatE catalytic subunit. The transcript has 5 exons. Gene Ontology annotation, molecular function: acyltransferase activity, transferring groups other than amino-acyl groups. The record is from RefSeq and is a predicted model, not a curated record. The coding region runs from base 199 to 708 and encodes 169 amino acids. Lineage: Eukaryota; Metazoa; Chordata; Actinopteri; Pleuronectiformes; Scophthalmidae. Gene Ontology annotation, cellular component: NatA complex. Gene Ontology annotation, biological process: mitotic sister chromatid cohesion.
GCGGGGGUCAGAGUUGACAGUCUCCACAGUCGUGGAGGAGUGCGGCGGCUAAGCUAACUGCUACCAUCGCAACUAGCUACAUGUGGAGGGUAAACGGGAGGCAUCCCUGACCCUAAAUCUGUCAAAUUUCCUCCUUUUUACCCCCAAACAACGGUUAAGUUCGGGCUAGUCGAAAAUAGGGGAUAAUAUCCGUUUACGAUGAAAGGUAGCCGGAUCGAGCUGGGGGACGUCACGCCCCACAACAUUAAGCAGCUUAAACGCCUGAACCAAGUCAUCUUCCCUGUCAGCUACAACGACAAGUUCUACAAAGAUGUGCUGGAAGUGGGGGAGCUUGCAAAGCUAGCAUACUUCAAUGACAUCGCAGUGGGUGCUGUGUGCUGCAGAGUGGACCACUCUCAGAACCAGAAGAGACUGUACAUCAUGACACUUGGCUGUCUAGCACCCUACCGUAGACUUGGAAUUGGUACAAAGAUGCUGAAUCACGUGCUAAACAUCUGUGAGAAGGAUGGAACUUUUGACAACAUCUACCUUCAUGUGCAGAUCAGCAACGAGUCAGCCAUUGACUUUUACCAGAAGUUUGGCUUUGAGAUCAUUGAAACAAAAAAGAAUUACUACAAGAGGAUAGAGCCCGCAGAUGCCCAUGUGCUGCAGAAGAGCCUGCGCAGCCCAUGUGCACCGCCCACCGGAGAGCUUCAGAAGGGAGAGUAGGGGCACACCAUGGAAAGAGCGCAGAUGUGCUCGCCUCCACAGAAACAGAACUGUGACAAAUGCCCCAGGGUCGACAUGUUCAACACUUUCUUCAAAGGACGCUAAAAAGAGAAAACAAAAUUUAAAGUUCAAAAAUUGCUGCAUUUACUUUGCAAAGGGGUUCCCCUUUGAUUUUUUGCAUAUUUUAUUGCUCCCCUUUCCUCGUUCAAUUGACAGACAAAAACUUCAGUAUCCAAAAGUGUUCCUAUUGACAACGUUGCCAACUUAAGACGGUUGUAGACUUGGUGGAGGGGGAGGGUGUGGUGUUUGCAAAUCAUACUGUUUGUGUUUGAGUUGUUUUUAUGCGGUUAUUAAAGAUGAUGGGGACAUAUCUAUACUGUGGAGCAAAGGAAGACAGUUGGUUUGGAAGCAGUUAAAGUGUUUGAAAGACCAUCACUUGACACAAAAUCCCAGCUUGGAGUGAUGCUUUGAGUUGUAACGUGGAACAGUAACAACUCUUCCCUUACCACCUGAGCCCUGGGAUUCAUGGGAAAUGAUUCUGACCAGUUUGUUGACAUGUUAUGUCCAUAGCGGAAAAAGCAGCAAUGCAUCCCCUCGUUACGGGACGAAAGGAAGGCUCAAAGGUUUUUCAGGUGAUGGCAAAAUGGUCACCACUUAACAGUUUUGAAUUAACUAUUUUCCAGCCUGUUAAUUCCCCCUUCAACUGUUUUUGUUGUUUUUCUUUUUUACAUCGAGAGGCAAAAGGUUCAGAGGUUCUCCUGGGUUUGCUACAAAGUGAAAAUAUUAAGGAAUGAGAGAAACAAAAUAUUGUAUUGAAUGUGUACAAUAUCUUGUGAGGAAUGUCCAAAUAUCAAAUUGGCUGUUUUGGGAAUGGAUUUGGGCAUUAUUUUUAGCGGUAUAAUAAAGGUGUGUGAGGAUGCGUGUCUCCAAACACAUGGAGGUGUUUUGAGACAUCUCGCCUUUAACACCUUCGGCACCUUAUGUAGCCACCUUGCAGAAAUGGUCUUCUCAAACUUCCUGCCUCUGUUGUUUCAUUAGAUUAUGAGGCUAACAGUUUUGAAGUGUUGGUAAUCCCCAGAGGAAGCUCUGAUCCCUCUGCAUGCGAGGAGAUCUUUGUCCUCUCCACUGUAGUAUAAGCAUGUUUUUCCUUUCUUUGAAGAAUUUUAUCUUUUCUGGAGCUCUAUAUUGUAAGACUUUUUAACAUCUAAAUAAAGGAAUUACUAUUUGCAGUAAA